Molecule: messenger RNA, 1725 nt
Organism: Cryptomeria japonica (Japanese cedar)
Lineage: Eukaryota; Viridiplantae; Streptophyta; Pinopsida; Cupressales; Cupressaceae
Product: MLO-like protein 12
Exons: 15
Coding region: 1-1719 (572 amino acids)
Biological process (GO): defense response
Cellular component (GO): membrane
Source: RefSeq, a predicted model, not a curated record
AUGGCUGGAGGAGGUGGCGAGGCAGAGCCUCGAUCAUUAGAACAAACACCAACUUGGGCUGUUGCAAUUGUUUGCUUGGGUUUUGUCCUCAUUUCUAUAACAUUAGAACAAUCCAUAAAUUUGAUUGCCAAGUGGCUUGAAAAACACCACAAGAAAGCCUUAGGCAGAGCACUGGAAAAGAUUAAAGCAGAACUGAUGAUCUUGGGGUUCAUCUCUCUGCUGCUUGCAAUUGGGCAGAGGCCAAUUUCAGAGAUCUGUAUAUCCAAAAGCUUAGGAGACACAUUACUUCCUUGUUCUAAAGAGGAGAUCUCAGCAGAGCAUACAAAAGUAAAGUUUGUAUCAGUAAGAAACCACAGAAAGCUCAUGCAUUCAAAAAUGUUAAUGAGACAUAUACUAGAGGCUGCUGUGGAUCAAUCUGGCCACUGUGCCAAAAUAGGAAAAGUGCCUCUUAUCUCCCAAGAUGGUCUCCACCAACUACAUAUCUUCAUCUUUGCAUUGGCGGUCUUUCACGUUUUAUCCUGCAUUAUGACCAUGGCCCUUGGACAGACAAAAAUGAAUAAAUGGAAAACAUGGGAGCAAGAGACGAAAACUUGGGAUUACGAAUUUUCAAAUGAUCCUGCCAAGUUCAGGGUUACUCGAGACACAACUUUUGGAAGGAGGCAUUUGAGCUUUUGGUCCCGAACUCCAAUUUUCCUCUGGAUUGUAUGUUUUUUCAGACAAUUCGUUAGGUCUGUGCCCAAGGUUGAUUACCUCACACUUCGCCAUGGCUUUAUACUCGCCCACUUUGCUCCACACAGCAGAUUUGACUUCCAAAAAUAUAUAAAUAGAUCACUCGAAGAUGACUUCAAUGUUAUCGUCUCCAUCAGUCCUCCUCUAUGGUUUUUUGCUGUCUUAUUUAUAUUUCUCAACGGGCAUGGAUGGUUGAUAUAUUUAUGGCUAGCAUUCGUCCCAUUGAUUCUGCUUGUAAUUGCGGGAACAAAGCUCCAAGUCAUAAUAACAACAAUGGCAUUACAAAUUCAAGACAGAAAUGCUGUUGUACAAGGUCCUCCAGUGGUAGAACCCAAUGACCAACUAUUUUGGUUCAGUCGUCCACGCUGGAUUCUCUAUCUCAUUCACUUCACUCUCUUUCAGAGUGCUCUCCAGUUUGCAUUUUUCUUUUGGGCAUGGUAUGAGUUUGGCUUAAAAUCUUGCUUCCAUCACAAGACACGAGGCAUCAUAAGUAGAAUAAGUGUGGGGAUUGUUGUACAGAUCUUAUGCAGCUAUGUAACUCUCCCCCUCUACGCUCUUGUCACACAGAUGGGCUCAAACAUGAAAACCACCAUAUUUGAUGAGCGUGUAGCGGAGUGUUUGAAGAGAUGGCACAAAGGUGCUAAGAGAAACGUUAGACGGAACAAGAUGAUAUCAGCUGAUAUAUCAAACGGACGAACUACUCCAGUGGAGGGAUCUUCUCCAAUGCCGCGUCUACUUCGCAGAUACAAAAGUACAGAAGAUCUGUCUCAAUAUGAACUAAGUUCAGAGAUUGGCAUGAAUACUCCUUCACCUCCCUGUCGGCCUGGCCAGAAAGCUACUGCUUGCAAGGAACAUUUGGAAGGACAUCCGGACAAGAGUGCUUUAGAGGUGAAGAAAGGAGCUUCAUGGCAUCUACCCAACAAGGAAGAAGAAGAUCUAAACACACAACAGGUUGAAGUAAACAGUUCAGAUUUCAGCUUUGCUUACUAACUCAAA